This is a messenger RNA of Aspergillus sclerotioniger CBS 115572, 1067 nucleotides long. RefSeq names its product spliceosome-associated CWC15 family protein. Gene Ontology annotation, biological process: mRNA cis splicing, via spliceosome. The transcript has 8 exons. Gene Ontology annotation, cellular component: catalytic step 2 spliceosome. Gene Ontology annotation, molecular function: RNA binding. The coding region runs from base 42 to 743 and encodes 233 amino acids. The record is from RefSeq and is a predicted model, not a curated record. Lineage: Eukaryota; Fungi; Ascomycota; Eurotiomycetes; Eurotiales; Aspergillaceae.
AGGGCCAACUACCAGCAACAAACGAUUUCACAGCAGCCACCAUGACUACCGCUCACAGACCCACGUUCGAUCCUGCACAAGGGAAAGAGGCCCUCCGCGGACCAGCAUACCACCAACGUCUUCUUCCGGCUCACAUGCACCUGAAAACACGUCAACUCGGUCAGGGAAGCGAAUUCGAAACUCAGCAACGCGAUCUGCGCGCCGAGCUGCUUCAGGCGGAGGCAGCUCAUUUUGCGAAGAAGAACGGGGUCCCCGUGGACGAGCCCACAGUCGAGACCGCCGCACCGAAGCGCCAAUUGGAAGGUGCCUCGCCCGAUGGUGAUGCAAAGACAGAGGAAGAGGACCCAGAAGCGAAGCGACGACGAAUACUAGAGGAGACCCGAGAAAUAGAUGCAGAUUCUGAUGAGUCGGAGGAGGACAGCAGCGAGGAUGAAAGUGACGAAGAGGAUGAGGCUGCUGAGUUGAUGCGCGAGCUGGAAAAGAUCAAGCGAGAGAGACUCGAACAGAAAGAGAAAGAGGAACGCGAGCGCGCUGCGGAAGAGGAGGAGCAGCGGGAGAUCGAUAUUGCUCGAGGCAACCCGUUGCUCAACCCCCAGGAUUUCAACGUGAAGCGGAGGUGGGACGAUGAUGUUGUGUUCAAGAACCAGGCCCGUGGCACGGAAGACAGGAAGGGCAAGGAGUUUGUCAACGAUCUGUUGCGGUCGGACUUUCACAAGAGAUUCAUGGGGAAGUAUGUUCGCUAAGCUCGUCGAUCUACAAUUUCGCCUCACACGCACACCUUUCUUUGCGGCUAUCAAUGUGGCCACUGUCGCAGAGUGUCAAACUAUAGACCCGUACGGCUCAAACUUCAAGCCGGAUGAAGUAGCCACAUGCGCUGGUGGAUUCAGGGCUCAUACAUGGCUAUCGAACAGAUGCAGCACAAGCCAGGGAGCAUAUGCACAGGAAUGAGCCAGACAAACGCAUCUGAGACACUGGAUUGGGUUGGCUUAACAUCAGGUGCUAUCAGUCUUAUUCCAGAGAAUGUAUACCCGCAUCACAUUUAGAUAUUCAAUAUCCCAAACUAGUAG